CAUUUCUGUUGUUCCCACAUGCAGAGCAAGUAGCUUCAGGGCAGCUGGGGCAGCUACUGUUGCUUUGACACACUGAAAUGGCUUGUGGAGUUUUUUGGGGGAUCCUGCUGAUUUGCUUCGUUCAAGCAGAGCAUGUUUGCUGUUUAUGGGCUCCACAGGCACAGAACUCACAGAAACAAAACAGCAACAUAUAUGUUGGCUUAUCACAACAGAAUAGCAGACUAAGAACACUUGGUGGCAGUUCUUCCCAGAACCAAUUCAGACAGGCCUCUGUAUAUCCGGCCUCAGUCCACAGCAGUAGCCUCAACACACAGACUGCAGUCAACAGUGGUUACAGUCAUGGACUUUCUGCUAGCAGAUACACACAAACUGCUUCACAGCCAGCCCAAAGUUCAGUGAGAUUAGUGCAGAGCAACUCGGUGUUGAAACCGAACUGGCAAACGACAAACUCGAAAUGGAUUAAUGCUCAGAAUGUGCCAAAGAAUGCAUUUGAAUUUUCUACUGCUAUUGCAAGUGGCAGUUCUGUUAAGUACAAAAAGAAUCAGAAAACCCUUAGUGAUUUCAACAAGAAAAUAAGUUUGCCAGUUCAGCAGGGCACACAGCGCACUGGGUAUCUAUCCAGCAGCUCUGCAUCUGUUCAAAGUCCUUCUAGGCAAAGCUAUUCUUUUCUUAAUUCAGCCUCUCACCAGUCUGUGGCGCAGAAGCGUCCCAGUGCUGCCUACUAUAGACAAGGAGGCUCAUCUUUCAGACAGUCUAAUGCAGUGGCUCCUGAGCCACAUGGAGAACCUGUACGGGUGCAAACUUCAUUUACAGCCCCUGCUAGAAGAGUGCCUUAUCAUAGACCUGACUCCUCUAAACCCUUCUCAUCUCUUCAGACUGGUAGAAUUGGUAAUUACCCCAGCCAGGCUAAGGCCGGGAAGCCAUUCAAGAGUGAAGGGUUUCCUGUGAUUAUCAGGAACAUCCAGGGGCACUACCAACCAUCUUCUAUUUCCAACGUGGUGUCACACCACCCAAGUUAUAGUCGGUCAAACCUGCCCAAGCCAAAUCUUCCUGUUGCCUCCCAGCAUGGCAAUGUAAGGAUCCCCACAGGUCAGACACUGAAGUACAGACCCAGUUACAAUUUCAGGGAGCAGAACCCUAGCAGCACAAACACUUUCCAGUCACAGUGGAGCAGCAGGAACUCAGCCCAGGGUGCUCAUACCUUCCUUGGGUCUGGGAGCAAAGGUGGAAGCUCUCCUCAGCGCUUCCACCCAACCAGAAUCUACAACAUCCCUGAACGCUUCGGUGGCCACGCUAUCAGACGGCUGAAGGAGCCUGCCGACGAGGAGGAGGUGGCUGUCCAGAAACCCCCCACGAACCCCACACAGCGCCCCCCCACAUACCCCCCACAGCGGCCCGCCACGCUUCCUCCAAAGGAGAUAGCGUCUUACAAGCCAAAGGCCCCGAGCAUUCAUCCGGAGAGCAAAUGGAUGAGGUUCCGGCCACCUUCAACACUAACAGGUGCAGACAUGCUUGGAUGAAGUUUUGUGAGGAACAGCAUUUUGAAAUAAAGUUAGUGAUUUAA
Amphiprion ocellaris (clown anemonefish) is the source of this 1564-nucleotide messenger RNA. RefSeq lists its product as uncharacterized. The transcript is spliced from 4 exons. Bases 78 to 1520 code for a protein of 480 amino acids. The record is from RefSeq and is a predicted model, not a curated record. NCBI's taxonomy places the organism in Eukaryota, Metazoa, Chordata, Actinopteri, Pomacentridae.